Pieris rapae (cabbage white) is the source of this 5352-nucleotide messenger RNA. RefSeq lists its product as uncharacterized. NCBI's taxonomy places the organism in Eukaryota, Metazoa, Arthropoda, Insecta, Lepidoptera, Pieridae. The transcript has 46 exons. The record is from RefSeq and is a predicted model, not a curated record. The coding region runs from base 116 to 5143 and encodes 1675 amino acids.
GUUUGAUCGGCUUGACAAAAUUUCUCGUAAAUAAAUCCGUAAAAAUUUCACAGCUGUUUUACUAAAUCGUACGUGUAGAAUGUAGGCUUUAAACUUCACAGAAAAAGGUAUUAUAAUGGAUAUUCAUGAGUCACCAAAACUCUGCAAUUCAAAAGAAACAAAAAUUGCUUUUGGGCGGAUGACGUCACGAAGUAAGAUGGCUAAAGAUUUAAGAAAUGUAACGCACGAGGAAAAGAAAGAAGAAAAGACAAAACCAGUAAAAAUACCAAUUAUAUAUCUCAAGAAAAAUAAUGCACAAAGUAGCGGGCAUCUUGAUAUUGCAGGUGAACCAGCGACGAGUAGAAAAGCAAAGUCCGCAACAAAGAAGCUUGAAUUACCAAAACCAGACAAGCAACCUAGCAGAAUACCAAGGCGGAACAUAAGUUUUAUAAAGAAGAAGCCAUCCAAGGAUACUAAGGAUCACGUUUUCCUGCAAAACCAAAAUGUUCAGAGAGUACAAGUAUUUAAUUCGCCAGGUUUAAGAGAUGUGGAUGCGCCGGUUUCUGUUACUGCAACGAGGCCAAUUCCAACAUUAGGAAUCAUUUAUGGAAACACAAUAUUCAGCAGUGAUGUUUACAAUGAUUAUUUCCUAGGAUCAAUAGAACAACGCCGUGACCAGUUUCGUCCACAAGAAAGCGAAAUUGCUAAUAACUCAUCGAGUGUCAGAAGCAGUUCAUCAAAAUCUGAAGAUGUGAGCCAAAUUCAAAAGGAGCAAUCCAAAAACACUGUUGUAUUCAGGAAUUUUUUCAAAACAACAAAUGAAAAUGUUAAGGAAUGGCUUUCGUCUGAACUGGAAAAACCGACAAGAGAUCACGAAUCAGUUUCAGGUUACCAUUCAGUUAACUCUCCAAGGAAUUGUAGUGAUCCUUCACCCCAUUCAAGCUCCAAAGAAUCCAAAGCAGACAUAAUUAGAAAAUAUUCGAUGCUCUUUAAGAAACGUCGCGAGCCGAAGAAGUCUGUGUCAACAGCUGAUAUAUCUAAGAAAAGUAGUACUGCAAAUUCAGUGAAAUCAAAGACUACAAAAUUAACUGACAACCGCGAAGUAAAAACAAAGAAUCCUUUACCUAAGAUGAACACUGAUAUUAAACCUCUGAAGCCCUCGAACGUUGGUUUUUACGCAACAUUCAAAUUUCCGUCAACACCGAAUCCAACUAAAAGAAGAGAACAUGGCACCAGUGCAGGUGCAUGUGUGCCUUCAUAUGUUGAGUGUGCGUCGGAGGUUUUGCAGAAAACUACCAAUUUCGAAACAGAAGGACGAGACACACCCAGCACAUUGAAUGGCAAAGAAAACCUACCAAAUUCAAGCCAGGUGUUGGAUAAUGUUAGCGAGAUAACUGAUCAGUUGGACUGGAGAUUACCAAGUUCGCAAUGCAGUACUAUCUUCAAGACCUCCAAGGAAUCGGAGACCACUGUCAGUACUUGGCACGAUCAGAGGGAUUUAUCAAGUGACUAUUCCGCCUUUAAAUACCCAGAUAAUUGCAGCUAUCACGAAUAUUUCUACCAUUAUUGUUGGCGGAAGGAAAUUAUUGGACGCGACAAUGAUCGGCGGAACCUUCGUGAUUCGUAUGGGAGAUGCAAAAAGUGUCACAAGUAUAGGAAUUAUCCUACCAAGAGUAACAUUUCUAGAAGAUUAGUAAAAUUGAAAAACCGAAUUGCAUUAAGCCGCGUCUGCAAACAUCGCUUGAAUCGAGUGUGGAAGAAAACUACGCAGAGAUUUUCAGAUUGGUCUAAGUCUACAAAAUAUACUAAAUUUCGAAUGUUGUAUUACUUGCAACGGUAUCAUUUCGAUAAUGCUGACGUACAAACGACGAUGCUUGUCUAUCAUGAAACAGGUACUGACGCACGGGCGUUGGCUCAGAAAUCAGCAGCAAUCACGACGGAAAAUGUCCAAGUAGCUACACGGAAUGAAUUAGUUGGAUCUAAUACUUCCACUGUUCCCAAGAAUAAUCAUGUAAAUGUUGGACCUUCUAUAUUUCCAAUGGUUGUAGAGAAACAAAAACCACAAAUGAUAUCUGAAGCAAUAUCGAUUCAAAAAUCAAAAUUUUCAACGGAACCUAAACUUCAGGGAAGUGAACUUAUGAAAAACUCUAAAUAUAUUGAAACUGAAGGAGCCUGCCUUAAGAAUAUGUCUACAAAUUUAGAAAGUGCAAUGAUUCAAAAAGUCAAUCAGUGUUCAGAUACAAUGUGUAUGCCGACAAGUGCUGUCAGCGCACUGGUUUUUAAAAACGAAAUUCCGCGUCAAAUUUAUCCGCCGAAUAUGAUGAUCACGUGUCAUAAUGCAGCCACGGAAAUAACAUUUAAGCCAACGAUAGAAGCUCCUCAAAUAAACUCAUCGAAUAUUUGCCAAUGUAACCUGCCAAGAGCAAACAACUCAUCACAUACAGCUGGAGAAAUAAAAUGCAGUCCGACAAAAGUGCCUCCGGCUUAUUGCGAUUGCGGCCUUUCAACAAAUACAGAUUUGAAGAACAAUUACAGCAAUAUAGGUAAAGACAUGAUCAUAAAUCCUCUCCCGAUUUCUCCUACUGUUACCAUAAAAGCUGAGUCAAUUCUUCCGAGCGAAGGCUCCAAAAGAAAUGAUUCCAUACAGUUGAUGUCGAAUAAAGAUUCAGAAAAAUCCAACUUAAUACGUGCAACAGCUACUUCUACUCAUUCCACUUUAAAAAACAAAAGUAAAAAUGAAUCAAAUGCGACGAUGGCAUCACCAAAUUAUAAAUCAAAUAUAAAAAUAUCUACGGGCACGUUAACAACAGAAUCAAGCUUUCAAGAUACCCCAAGUGUUAUUACUGAUACAUUAAUCCCUUGUAAACGACUAGAGAAUAGAGGGUUGGCUAAACUAACGACCCCUAAAGGAACGGUGUUGACUUGUGCAGGAACGAAAAUAACUUCAGUAUCUUCCGUCAAUCUUCAAACCUGCUCCGUGUUCUGCAAACCAGCUAGUACUAUAAACACAGCAAUGACCACAAAUUUGGUUUCCACAAGGAAUACACAAUGCUUUACAGCGCCAUCUUUGUUCAGACGCCGACAAAGGGAUACAUCAAUAGGUUUAGACGUGACAUUGGAGGAUAUGAAACAAGACGGUUGGACUUCUACUAACGACAUUAUAGAUUUAAAAUGCGAUAUUGCGCUGUCUACGACAAAGUUGAUUGAUACAGCGUCGUUCAAUUGUGGAGCCCAGCUUUCUCAACGAAGUUUUAAUGAUGAUUUUCGCCCGACAACAUCAACGGUUUUCACCAAUACGGAACUGGAAGUGACGGAACCUAAAGUGUUAUUAAAUGCUUCUGUUUUGACAGAUAGAAGCAAAUAUACAACAGAAACGUAUGCACAAUACAGUAAUAAAGGCAAGAAUGAUUCGUUAGCGUCGGAAAAUAUAGGCCGCAGUCAACUGAUGUCUGUUCGUAUGCUUGGAGACUCUGUUUCGGAUAUGUCAACACAAGCCCGACCUUUAUUAAUCGAUGCAGAGACCCGCACAAUGCCAAAGGGAAUCACUUCAGCCGCUGUUUUUACUUCACGCUUCGAAUUGGAUCGAAAUCCAAGAGAUUCUAAAGAAAAUGUUAUAGAUUUAGGAAUAGCUGAGGUGAAAGCGGAUAUCAAAUCGAAUAAGGAGAUGCCCACCAAUAGCCAACAAGAGACGCCGCCACCAAAGCAGCAAGUAUUUCCCUCCCAAGCUGAGAAAUCGAACCUGGUACCACGCCAUCCAAGUGUAGUUAUAUCCAGUAACUUGAAUGCUGCCAAGUGGAUGAACGGAUGCACCAAAGAUGAUUACCAAUCAAUUAUAGAUAUUAGUGAAAUGACUGUAUCAGAGUCUUUAGAGAAAGCUACUUUGGCUGUCGCUACCUCUAAUGCCUUCAACUCCAAUUUGAGCGCGAAUCCGGAACCAGCUGUUAAUUGUAUGAGUACAAGGCCUCUAGGUGUUAUAUCGACUGUUAAUUUGGCGGAUGUUUUGCCUAAAUUUGAAGGAAAUGAACAAAAUACACAACCCACGAACGAUAGGCAAGGAGCUAAUGAAGACGAACAAAGAGAAUCUGCGCUUCAAGUCCGGCCAAACACCUGCGAUGCAGGUAUAAAUGUAAAAUUACCCCUUCUUAUUGAGCGAAGAUCAGCCACUGUUCACACAUCUCGUCAUAUUCUAAAUAGGCCGAAGAAAUGUCACGCAGAAACUGCAGGUAAUCUAAUAGACAAAUUAUAUUUCUUGUUUACUAGAGUUUCUUGCUAUAAGAUAGACGACUUCGAAGAGAUAUUCGUAAACGAAUCAACAGCAUAUGCAGUAGAGAAAAACGGCCACAUGAUGCGUGCGAUACAUGGACGUUGCGGUGUGGCAAUUUAUUUUUCCCCUCCCCGCCUCAUUAAGCAGGUCACAAAUUGUCUAUACGUAUAUGAUCGUGCCCGCUGCGUUGUUCAUAGUCAGCGGACUGACACGGGUGUCCAAAUUAAGUCCACUCAUUCGGGGUUUCGGCAGGAAAAUAAGGUAAAACCGUGGCAAGAUAAUCGUACCGUGGGCUUAGUGACGUCAGUUUUAAAACCGCAUUAUUGCCACAGACAUACCAGCGGUUCGCUUGGCGAAGUUUUGACUCCCCAAGUGUACAAGACGCUGUACGAGACGUCGAGAUUAAUUGCAAAAGACCGUUCUUUGUCGAAGGAAAUUGGAAUUGUUGAGAACAAAGCAGAACGUUCUGUGCAAGUCCUAAGAGAUGAUUGGAGUUGUGUGAUCUGUCCAUAUUGUGCUAAGAGAUUUACAGCACACGAGUUUGGGAAUUUAGAUGUAAAUAAUGAAUGGUUGGAAGCGGAGCUGGCUACAUGUUGCCGUAACCAUAGCAACUACCUAAUAAAGAAUAUCACCCGUAUAAAGGAUAACUUUAAAAAACAUCUGCCAAUAAGCCGGCCACAACGGGACUUCGUCGAAGCGUGCACAAUGAAGCCAAGCGGGCGCCAAGACAAGAAUUGUCAAGCAAAAUUCGCUCCAGAAUAUCUUUGCCAAAAUUGUAUUUUACCGCCGACAGCCAGCGCCACGGAUAUACGAGGAGAGGAAAGCCAUGACUUGCGAACUGUUUACUAUUUCCUUGCCGCCAUCGAAGGGAGAGUUCGCAGAUUGAAACAAAAUUUGUGAUCGUAGUUCAUUAGUUAUUUAAUGUUUUUAAUAAAUCAAAAUUUGUAAUCUUAGUUUAAUAGUUUUCCACUAGGUGGCGCUUAACAUCAUGAAAUUUUUAGUCAAUAAUUCUUCAUACAAUAUAAUUUGAAAUCAUAAUUCUGUUUCCAGCUAGUUAGCUUAACGCAAUGUAUUAAAUAUCCACUAGAUGGCGCUAAAUGAAACUUGUU